Pristis pectinata (smalltooth sawfish) is the source of this 6700-nucleotide messenger RNA. RefSeq names its product zinc finger, CCHC domain containing 24 (gene zcchc24). NCBI's taxonomy places the organism in Eukaryota, Metazoa, Chordata, Chondrichthyes, Rhinopristiformes, Pristidae. Gene Ontology annotation, molecular function: zinc ion binding; nucleic acid binding. The record is from RefSeq and is a predicted model, not a curated record. The transcript is spliced from 4 exons. Bases 154 to 864 code for a protein of 236 amino acids.
GAAAUAGAAAGGUGGGGGGGAAACUCAAUUGACAAGUUCCCACAACAGCAACACAAAGGGCUCCGUUGGUUUGGAACUUUCCUCUUGUAUACACACAUACACACACACACACACACACACGCACUCCCUGCAAACCGAGAAAGGGGACAAAGGAUGAGUUUGCUUUCUGCAAUCGACACCAGCGCUUCGGUGUAUCAGCCAGCCCAGCUCCUGAACUGGGUCUAUCUGUCUCUUCAGGAUACCCACCAACCCAGUGCCUUCGAUGCUUUCAGACCCGAGCCGGCAACCCACCACCAGGAUCUCAACUAUGCCAAAGCUGCUGACCUGGGGACUUCGCUCUGUUCCAACUAUCUCAACAACUUUUCCCAGCUGCACAGGAACGAGCCUAUUAGCAGUGGAUUGUACAAGAGCGCUUCUCCCUAUGGUUCUCUGAGCAACAUCGUGGAUGGCCUGAGCUCAUUGACGGACCACUUCUCGGAUCUAUCCCUGUCGGCGGAACCUCGCAAACCUGGCAAGAGGCCCCCACCCAACUAUUUAUGCCACCUCUGCUUCAACAAAGGACAUUACAUCAAGGACUGUCCCCAGGCUCGUCCCAAAGGAGAAGGGUUGACUCCCUACCAGGGAAAGAAACGCUGCUUCGGUGAAUACAAGUGCCCCAAGUGUAAAAGGAAAUGGAUGAGUGGAAACUCCUGGGCCAACAUGGGCCAAGAAUGCAUCAAGUGCCACAUCAAUGUUUACCCCCACAAGCAGAGGCCCUUGGAGAAACCUGACGGUUUGGAUGUGUCAGAUCAGAGCAAGGAGCAUCCUCAGCAUCUGUGUGAGAAGUGCAAGGUUCUGGGCUAUUACUGUCGCCGGGUGCAGUGAGUGGCCUGCCGAUGUUUGUGACCACCGCCAUCAGCACCCCUAACCCACCCACCCACCUGUCUCCCUCUCCCAACGUUUGAGAGUCCUUAAACCACACUCAGCUGAAUGAGAAUUCACCAAAACCGUGCUCUAAACCGACAACUAAUAAGCCUUAAAUUUGGUAGAAUGUGACUCUUGCCUGUGUAUGUGUAUAUUUCCAGGUUCUAUUUCCAGGUUGUAUUUAUAGUAUUAUUAACUACCAGAAGCAGUAUUACCAAUGGCAGUUUAAAAUGGCACCUUAAAUGGCGUGUCUUGCCUACUCUUUGUUUACAGAAACUUUGUACCAUGAACAACUGCAAAGGGGGAGAACAUACUGGGCUUCAAGGCUGAUACUUUAAACCAAUCCCCUGCCGUGCCAUUACCAAUCAUUAAGCCAAUAGCACAAGUCUGUUUGCUGUGAAAUGUCACAUGGCAUGCAAACUUUGACCCACCCCCUCUAGUUCUUUGUUUUCUGAAAGCUGAUAAGCAUCAGUAUUAGAAUCGUAAAAAUAUAAAAAAUGGUUAUUGGCAAGUGAUGUCAGUGAUGACUGACAAUAUGUGUCUGGUAUUGUAGGGAGUUGAGAGUAGGAUGAAAUGUAGACUCAAGAAUCGAGAGUCAUGGUUAACUCUAUAGAGUACUGAUUAAUAUUUCCGUACAGUGUGCCAAUGGCGAUAACUUCGGGUCUCCCAUUAAACAAAAGUGGAGCGCCUGCAAAUUAAGAUACUGUAAGAAUUUUUAUAUCCCUUCAUUAAUUUAAUCACCAAACACUAAGUGCCUUUAACUCAGUUUUUAAAAACAAUAUUUUCCUUCCUGUCAUUUUAAAAUUAGUGUUGUUUCCAUCUUUUGACUUCAUAUGUUUGGCACCACGUUUCAUCUAGGCUGGGAUCUCGUUCACCUUUUCUCCAGUAGGGCUUUGUGAUUCGCCACUAAGCGGUUCAAGGCAGCAACCUUGGACCAGUCCUCAGCUUAAGUAGGUGUCUUGGGUAUCUUUUGGGUGUGUGGAGGGAGGGAGGGGGUUCAGGAUGGAUUGUGCAUUGAACCUCAGCAUCUCAGUCUACUGGUCCAUCUCUCCCUCCUUAAAUAUGGGAAAGUUCUCCCACUAGGUGAUGCAUACUUGUCCCCUCAACCCUCACCACCAGUACAUACCUCACAUACAGGCUCUGUCCCAGUGCAAGGAUGUUUCAUAAUCAUUUCAACACUGGAGUAACCCAAAAGUUGAUUAACAAAGCCUGAGAACCACCCAUACCCCCCCCCCCCCACCAACCAGACUUCUGAAAGCCCAAUGUUAAUGCUAGAUUUUGUGAUGUAAAGGAGCAUUAGUGACCAAUCAGAUGACCUCCCGGAAUACUAAUUUCUGCCCACACUUCCAGAGAGACACAGAUUUAUUUCACAGAUUGUACAUCUCAUUGUUUUGUGACAGAUCUUUCAAGUCACAGAGGUAAAUUUUAGUGUCAUGUGCUUUCUUAAAAAGUUGUCAAAGGCAAAGACAACAAUCUGUAAAUAGCAACACACACACAAAAUGCUGGAGGAACUCAGCAGGUCAGGCAGCAUCCAUGGAGGAAGAUAAACAGCCAACAUUUCAGCUCGAGACCCUUCACCAGGACUGGAAAGGAAGAGGGCAGAGUGUGUUGCUCCAGAUUCCAGCAUCUGCAGAAUCUCUUGUGAAUCUGUCAAUAGCAAUUGACUUUUGAUUUACCAAAGGUGGCACUGGUGUGACCUUAGAGACACCAAGGUGAAUAUAGUGGUGCGUUAUCAGAAAGACAAAAUUGUAGUCAGUAACAAAUGCUUAUUGCACUGACAUUUACCGACAGAAUUUUUGUCGGCUUUUAAACUGAAACUGAUUGAUUGGGAAUCCAGUGUCCCAUAUGGAUACAUGAUUCUCUUCUGCAAGGGAUCUGGCAUAUGUGUGUGAACAAGGAAAGCUGCUGGGUCUCCUUAACCAAUCAGAUUGGAGGCUCUUUAACUAUUCCAAAGUGUAAACUGUAGGUUAGAACUUGGUGUCAAACUUUUACAGAAAGUGCAAUAAAGAAAAGGAAUGAAAGGCAAGAUUAGAUUAGCAAGAAUUAAAAGAAACUGAAAAAAUGUUUUUCAAGAAUUAUUUAAGUAAGUUAAUUGUCUUAAAAUCUCCAAUAAUAUUUUUUUUUAAUUUAAAGUCUAAAUUAAUGAAACUCCACAGUCGCAGAAGCUAAUUUUUUAGAGUCAGAGAGGGGGUUUAUCUGUAAUUAUUUCAUAACAUGCCGUGAAAAGUCUUACAUUGAAUAGACAAGCCCUAAUCUUCUCCGGCCAGUGUUUUAGCUAUCACAUCAGGGAAUACCCUGUUACAGGGCGUCCAGUCAGUUCUUCUUUAAUAUGAAGUUUGAACUCCUUGGAAAAAUGCCCGUUAUCACUGCUCAGAAUAAAGGGCCUCUCCCCGAGUCCCAGUGAAACACAGAAAACCAUUUUUUCACUUGCAUAGCUCACUGAGAUCUCCUCACACACUGUGGUUAUAGCUCGAUGACAACAGCAGAUGCCUUACACGUUCUUGCUGCAAUAUAGGUAUAAUGUUGGAAGUUCACAGUCGGUCAGUCAGCGCCUGUAAUGAGAAAUUUCAACGUGUAAUUUUUUAAGAUAUAUCCUCUAUCUGAAGAUUUGCAGAUAAAUAAGCUUUAGCUUCUCCUUCCUACACGCUCUCUCGCUUCCUAUGUUCUUCUGUUACUGAAAUAGCUCUUUAUAUUUCAGAUUGGUGCUGAUCAUAUUUCUGCAUGGACAUCCUAUGAACAUUUGCUAUCUUUAUAGGACUCUUAGUUGAAAAAAAGCCAUUUUUAUUUGGUCCAAGGAUGGGGAGAGGGGUUGACUGUUAGGAAGUAAAUUCAUGCUCCAUCCCCAAUCUCCUUGGGAAGUACACACCAUUCCCCAGGAAACCAGCCCCUUCUCGUUAAUGGCACUUUUGAGAGAGCUGAUAGUCAGCACGAGGCAGUGGCUCUGUCUCAUUGUUACCGCAUAAUCUAGCGCAUCGAUUGAGACCUCAGGAAUGAAGAAUCACAAGUGCAGGCCCUUGUCCACUCACCCGGUGAUGCUGUGACAGUUCAACGUGGGCAGACGUAUGUUACUGUUAUCUGAAAUGACACGUGGAGAGCCCUGGCCUUGCCUAUGGUCGAGGAGGCUGUAUAAUUGAACAGGCAAUGCAUUGGGUAACAAAGAUUGCUUACGUUAUUGCCAGAAACCUUCCUGCUGAUAGCCAGAUUAGGGAUAAAAUAUCCUAGCCGAGGCUCAGAAGCUCUCAUCUAUACCACUUGUACCUGAGAUCAUAGAGUCAUUCAGCAAAGGAACACCAUGGCACACCAUGGCCAUGCCAACCAUCAAGUACUCAUCUAUAUUAAUCCCAUUUGCCAGCACUUGAUCCAUAGCCCUCCAAGUCUUGGUGAUUCUAGUACUCAUUGAGAUAGUUCUUAUACCUUUCCCACCCCAGACGGACAUGUGUAAAUGCAACACCGCCCCUACUCCCAAAAUACGUGACUGACUAGUAGCAACAAGCACAAAGCCCACCAACCCAACACCUACCCACCCCCACAUCUUUUCCCCUCUCCCUCUUGAAAAUGGCAGGAGGAGUCAGGGCUUAACACUUCCAAAGGGUGAGAGGUUAUCAGCUGAUGUAAAUCACCCGACGAUCCAACAUGCAGCCUCUCUGAAAAGUGGCGCCUGAUCAGCCUAAAGAGUAAGCCUUUAAGGUGUUCAUUUGUGGUGGACUGUAGUUGUUAAAAAUGCUAAUGACUUUUGGCAGACCUCUCAGAAAAAUAAAGGGUUGUCUGGACCUCGGGCACUUUACCCUUGGACCUUGAAAUGAAACAGACAGCAGGAGUGCAGAGAUGGAGACUGGGUCCAAUCACCUGCACCUUGCUGUUGACAGAAAUAUUAAGUCACUCCCUAAAGGGUUAACCAAGAGAGACCUGUCAGGAAAUUGACAAGAAACAUAUACACUAGUAUGUGAGUAUGUAAGUGAGGUUUUCAAGGGACAAUCAAUUGAAAGAACAGUUUGGAGUUUUUAGCUAUAUUGGAUAUAUUUACCCAUAUAUGAAUUGUGCUUACUGAUGUAUUUAUCUUAAGUAUUACUUGACUAUAGUCCUCUUUGUUUGGAUUUUUUUAUACUAUGUGUGUAUUUUGGAAAUCUUCUAGAUGUUAAAAAUUUUAAUGUUAACAAAUAUUUCUUAUAAAGCCAAGUUCAUAUCUGUCCAAGUUCCUGUUUAUCUUUGCAGUAACCUUUUUGUAUAUAUUCAAGGGGCAUAGGUUUUGGGCCCCUCCAUUCUAAUGGGGCCUUUUGUUUUGAAAUGAUGUGGAUUUUCAAAAAACAAGUCUCUCAAGACCUUUUCUACUAAAUUACUAACACAGCUGAGAUUUUUCUUGAAUAUUUUACAAACCAAGGUUAUAAACAGAAGAAAAUAUUAUUUAUCUGAGAAAAUUCUUUUUUUUCUACAGUUCAUUGUCUGUAUAAAGUAUGCAACAGAAAUAAUCUGACUAGGAAGGUAAAUAAUGUUAAACAGAUGAUUAUUGUAUGAAAGUUGGUACAUAAUUCUUGGGGGAAGAUGAAAUAAACCCACACAAUUCUUGAAGCCAUAUAUAAAAUCAGGAUGAAAAUAUUAUCAGUAUUAAUUAGCCUGCAUUUAUUCCAGUGUUUAAACUAAUUUUACUUUGUUUUACUAAUGCAUUACAUUUAUAUAUGUGUAUUUUGGGAAAUAACUGACCUAAGUAGCAGUUUUAGGUUGUUCAAAGUAACACGUAACUGUUCUUCAUCUUUUACCAAGAAAGGCAAAAUUACUGUUCUGUGGAGGAAUGUGCAUAUUGUUGUAUUGUGAGCAUUUACAUGAUUGCUACUAUUUAGUUGAGGGACAAAUUAGUUGUUUUGUUAGCAAAAACACUCUGUGCUACCAGAAGAUACGAAACACAUUUGGUUUUAUUUUAUAUAAAAAGAGUAAAAGCCAGAAAGGAGUGAUUUUUAGAUAUUUAAUUGGUAGAUGGAAAUUCACCACUGUGCAACUGUGAAACUGUGAGUUAGAUUCGUACGCUGGGACACUAGUGUAUGCAAGAGCCCUGUGCCACAGAACCAAUAAGGAAUCGAUGGUGUCAGAGGCUGCCAGCAACUGUGUUCUGUGGCAAUGAUGCAGGCUCAAAUUAGAGAAACCCUGUAGACAUACGACUGUACCAUUCGACCGCCGUGUGAUAGGGUAGACUGUGCAUGUACAUUGCUUGGCCAGAUAACUGGGAGCAUUUAAAGCCUUUUAUUUUUAAUCAUAGCCUUACUGAAAGCAUUAGAAUUUUAAUGAAUGCUGAGGAAGUUUGCGGAAAAAAACGUACUUGAACCUAAUAUGCUGAAGGAUUCUUUAGGAAAAAGCUCUUCACUACAUUUUUUUUUACAUAGAUGUAUUACACUGACUAAUACUGUGUCAAGCAUUCUCGGGUGCUUGACUGUAGUCUCAAAUGAAGAAUAAGAUAUAUAUAUUUGGAACUUUACUGUAGACCAUUUGUAACCAGCAUGCCUUUUUUUUCUGAUCAACUUGAUGGGAUUGUUUACUUAUUAUUUCUAGAUAACAGUAUUAAGCCUUUUUUGUACAGCUGAAAUGUAUGGACAAACUCAGAGGGAUUGGGUAAUGGAGAAUUAAAUUCCUGUAUAUGAAGUGUUAUGAACAGUUAAUUCAAUGUGGAUGGAUGUUACCUGGUCUCAUUGAUGUCCAUUACAAUGGCAUUCCCUCAUGUGCCUUAUCGUUGCUGGUUAGUAUAAGCCUGCUUAUGGAACUUUCAAUAGUAUUCUAUUGGUGCAUUAAAACAAUGCAAGAAAUACAAGAA